This is a messenger RNA of Owenia fusiformis, 4513 nucleotides long. Lineage: Eukaryota; Metazoa; Annelida; Polychaeta; Sabellida; Oweniidae. The record is from the annotation of a GenBank genome assembly.
UACAACUGAAGUGAUGAAUGAGUUCGAAACACUCACUGCCAAAUUCCACUUUGUUGAUCUGGCUGGCUCUGAGAGACUAAAACGAACAGGAGCUACUGGGGAUAGGAUGAAAGAGGGAAUUUCUAUCAAUUCUGGACUGCUGGCCCUGGGUAAUGUGAUCUCAGCCCUGGGAGACAAGACAAAGAAAGGUUCCCAUGUGCCAUACAGGGACUCUAAGCUAACCAGGCUUCUACAGGAUUCACUUGGUGGAAACAGUCGCACACAGAUGAUAGCCUGUGUGUCACCUUGUGACAGAGACUUCAUGGAGACAUUGAGUACACUGAAAUACGCCAAUAGGGCACGGAAUAUCAGGAACAAAGUGUCCGUCAACCAGGACAAGACCAGCAAACAGAUAGCAGCAUUGAGACAAGAAAUAAUACUUCUACAAGAAGAACUUAUGGAAUAUAAGACUGGUAAAAGGACAAUGGAUGCAGAUGGUAGUGAAGCAUUGAAUGAUCUUGUCACAGAGAAUGCUAUGAUACAAACAGACAAUAAGAAUCUACGUGCCAGAAUCAAGGCCCUACAAGAGACUAUAGAACAUUUACAGGCUAGGAACACACAGCUACUAGCAGACAAGGCCAUAUUAGACUUCCAAAACAUUUCAGGUGAUGCGCCUAGUGAUGAGGUCACAAGUCUAGUCAAAGGCUACAUUCAUGAGAUAGAAGAACUACGCACUAGACUUACAGAAUCAGAAGCAAUGUGUGAAACAAUAAAACGCACAGCCUCACAUUCCCGCACUCCCACAAGAGCUAGCCCCAGCAGCUCAAAUAUCUUUGACUAUGGGCACACUAGCAGGAUUAGUGGUACUUUUAGUCCUGAUAACAACCUAAAUGCAGUCAUCGAAGAGGCCAAGAGAGACAUUGCUAAAGCAAAGAAGAAAGUUAAAAGGACCAAGAGCACCAGUGAGAGUGAUAAGGAGAAUGUUGAGAGUAAGGCAAACAAAGAGGCUGAUGAGAAUGAGAAGGUUGAAGAUGAUGAGGAGGACGAUGUUGAUGAUGAAGAUGACAAUGAUGAAGAUGAUGACGAUGUGGAUGAUGACGAAGAUGAGGAAGUUAGCUCAGAUUCUGAUUCAGAAGAAAAAGGAAAUGAAAUUAUAAGUGAGGAACUGGCCAACAUAACUUGUGAUAUUAAUAUAAAGGAGCAGCUUAUUGAGAAGUUAGAAAGCAGUCAGAAGCAGAUGAAUGCCAUGAAGCAACAUUAUGAAGAGAAGUUGAAAUCUUUAAGUCAGCGGAUCAAGGACACUGAGAAAGAAAGGGACCAGGUUUUACAAAGUUUAGAGAAGGAUCAUUCCAGUGAGAAGGUUGCUAAGGUCAGAGAUGAGUUCAAGAAGAAGCUGAAUGAUCUUCAGAGUGAUCUCAAGAAGAUGUCAGCAGCAACCAAGGAACACGCAAAACUAGUGAAGAAUAAUACAUCCUAUCAAAUGCAACUGAAGACAGCUACAAAGGAGCUCAGUGAUAUGAAGAAAUUAAAGGUGAAGUUAAUGAAACAAAUGAAGGAGGAAGCGCAGAAGUCGAAGCAAGCUGAGAUGCGGAACCAGCGGGAGGUGAUGGGACUGAAACGUGAACAACGAAAGAAAGAGGGGAGAAUUAAAAGUCUUGAGAUUGAAAAUAGACAGAAGGAGAUUGUACUAAGAAGAAAGCAAGAAGAGAUGCUAGCGAUGAGACGAAAAGAACAACAGCGGCCCAUGUCUGCCAAGGCUGCAGGACGUAUAGGGAGCUAUGACCGCCCUCUCACAAGGCCUGUUGAUCCAAUAUCCCGCAGGAGACGUAAAGGAGAAUUCUCAGCUAAAGCUGCCAAACAAAAGUGGGAUACACUAGAAAAAAAUGUGAUAAAAACUGUGUCAAGAAAACAGACUCUGAUUGCAAUCGAGAAAGACAUGGAUCUCUGGCUGAAGAGACGAGAUGAGCUGAUAAAGAAAACAGAGAAAAGAAAAGCAACUAGAGACAAUGCACUGAAAAUGGGCAACAAGACUCCUGAAGAUAUGAGAGUUUUAGAUGAGCAGAUAUCAAGCUUACAGAUGCAAGUCAAUGAUGCCCAGGAUCGAAUCUCAGAUUGCCAGAAUGAGAUUAUGGAAAUGGAGGAAUCCAGAGACAUGGAAGAUUUAGACCCUGCACCAUUACUGGAGAAAUGUAACCUUCAGGAAGCAAAAUAUCUAAUUGAACAUUUUAUGGCCCUAGCUGUCAACAAGGGCUUAGCAUGUAUGCAGAAAGAGAAUGAAGUGAAAGAAAUUUCUGCCAAUCUCCAUCGCUUUGAGGUUCAGAACAAGUUCCAAUAUGACCUACUACAGCAUAUUGUGGUUGAUUCUGUACAUGGAGAGUUUGAUGAUUCUCUACUAGGUGCUGAUCAAGAAUCUGACAGCACAAGUACCUCCAGAUCGUCCUCACCAAUUGACAGUGACACCUAUAGGAUGAUGGAGGCGCAAGAGUUGCUGAUUGGUCGAGGUAGUCUGGAUAAUGUCGCAAGGCCAAACAAGGGAGAGACCAAGGCCAGACGAAAAACUGCCACAACAGAAGAUCUACUUUUUUGCGGUGGAUCAGAAGAAAAUAUAAUCCCAGUGUUACCCAUAAUGCCUGAAGAACAUGAAGAAAUGAAACAGACGAAUACCAACAGCCUCCUUCCUGAUAAAAAACCCAGUCUCGAUAGUUUACUGAUGCCCCCUCCAUCGAGGGUUAAAACUUUAGAAAAAGUAUCAAGUGAUUCUAAUAUACCCAGAAAUACCAGGCCCACAAGUGUUCCUGUACAAAAAGACCAAAAUGCAGUAAAAAAUGACAGAGGGAUAUCCCCCCAGUAUGGAAGUGGACGCCUCUCAGCAAGGCAGACCCCAGAACCUUCUCCUGUUCUAAGGCGGAAGAAUAUUCCUGCAGUAAUUCAGCCAACGAAGACUCAGACACCUAGCUCAGUUGGGGACGCCCCCAAGUCCAAUACUAGUCUAUUCAAACGCAGUCGUAGCCUCCGCAUGAGUAAAGUGGAGAAACAAAACAAGAUUAACAAAUCAGCAACAUCACCUAAUGAACCCAGCAAUCAGACUACGAGUCCAUUUAGACGGAGCAAAAGUUUACGACUUUCUGAUUCUGACAGACCCCCCAGAAUUAACACAAUCAGUUCUAGUUCAAUCAGUAGCUCUGGCAGCACAUCCGAUGCCCCCCUUACCCCCAUACCUCCGGAACGACGUAAUAGCUUUACCCUCAGUACAGACCAAAAUGCUAACAAUUUCAAAUGGUCACAAAGGCAAACCUCUAUAGACAGUACUCCCGAUGAGUCUCCUAUGGGGUCCCCAAUGACCUCACGAAAGCGAGAGGACAAUGUUUUCUCCAGACUUACACAUUCUGGACCAAGUUCCCCUAAAGUUAACAGGGGUGUUAUUGCACCAUAUAAUAAUAAGGCCAAUUUCAAGACCAGCCCCCUGGUAUGCACCCAUGUAGCAGAGGGCCAUACAAAAGCAGUGUUAUCUGUAUUUGCUACAGAUACACACAUGUUCAGCAGUAGUAAAGAUCGCAAUGCCAAAGUUUGGGAUUUAAAUACUGGUCAAGAUUUGGACACAUAUGGGCCCCACCCUAACAAUGUGAUAGCUGUUCGCUUUAGUGAGGAAAACAACAUACUUUAUACAGUCUCAACAUCCUAUAUAUAUCUGUGGGACAUCAGAGCAGGCUCAUCAAAAUGCAUAAAAACUUUAAGUUCAUCCGGAUUAACUCAAAGUGGGCAGAUGAAUGUUACUGAUGGAGUAUCACGUUUGGUGUCCCUACCCCCUGGGGAGACUACGAUUAAUGACAUUUCUCUUGCCCCUGGUGGAUCUGUCAUGUACUCUGCUGCUAGUAACACAGUCCGCAUUUGGGACCUCAGAAAGUUCAUGGCAGUAGGCAAGUUAACAGGUGGCCACCAAGCUGCAGUGAUGGUACUCGAGGUUGGGCAAGAGACUAACGAUGAUGCACUUACCAUAGUUACUGGAUCUAAAGAUCACUAUAUAAAGGUGUUUGAUGUGCAAGAGAACUCAGUCGGAGUGUUGGGGCCUAAAUACAACCUGGAACCACCCCACUAUGAUGGUAUCCAAUCACUUGCUCUAUCAGGGGACCUGUUAUUUAGUGGCUCUAGGGACACAUGUAUAAAGAAGUGGGACCUUAGUGAUCAGUCCCUGAAGCAGUCCAUCAAUGGGGCCCACAAAGACUGGAUCUGUGGGCUGGCAUUCAUGCCAGGAGGUACCUCAGUUCUAAGUGGCUGUCGUGGAGGCAUGCUGAAGUUAUGGAGCGUGGACAACUGCAAUCAGCUAGGGGAGAUCAAAGCACAUUCCAGCCCAAUAAAUGCUAUAACAACCAACUCAAGCUGCAUAUUCACUGCAUCAAAUGAAUGUGGCAUCAAGAUCUGGUCAUACAACAUUGACAACAAUUACAACACAUACAACCAUCAAGACCAGGAGAAUACAAACACUUACAACAUUAGAACAAGAAGCUCAAAGAGCAGAGAGAAAGUCUUGUUUUAA